Messenger RNA from Betta splendens (Siamese fighting fish), 2536 nucleotides. RefSeq names its product heart- and neural crest derivatives-expressed protein 1-like. Gene Ontology annotation, biological process: regulation of transcription by RNA polymerase II; heart development. The record is from RefSeq and is a predicted model, not a curated record. The transcript has 2 exons. NCBI's taxonomy places the organism in Eukaryota, Metazoa, Chordata, Actinopteri, Anabantiformes, Osphronemidae. The coding region runs from base 401 to 976 and encodes 191 amino acids. Gene Ontology annotation, molecular function: RNA polymerase II transcription regulatory region sequence-specific DNA binding; DNA-binding transcription factor activity, RNA polymerase II-specific; protein dimerization activity.
CUUUUCCUCGCUCACAUCCAAAUCAUAUAAACCUGAGGGCCUCACACCUUCACCCAGGUCAAAUUUCUUGGGCAAAUCACAGCAGCCUCUCCGGGAAACAAUCAAGAUUCCGCAGUUCGAGAGGAGCUCCGCGCCUCGUCGACGUUCGUACCCUGGAAUUAUAAACCUUUUACGGCUUCUUUCCUCCGACUGAAGUCGCUUUCAGAAUGACGACGGCGCACAAGUCGGUGGCUUCGUCUGGCUUCGCUCAUUGAACUUUAGGGAAUAUAUUUUAAGCCUUGAAUGCGUCCCGUUGGCUGCAGAUCCCCGAGAAAAGGCAAGUUUGGGGCCGCAGCAGAGAGAAGCCGUGGGCGACGGACAACACGGAAACGACCACCGCCUGUUCGCUGAGCCGCUCAACAUGAACCUGAUCGGGGGCUACCAGCAUCACCACCACCUGAUGCACGAACCCUUCCCCUUCGUCCAGCGGUGCCACCAGGACGCGCCGUACUUCCAAAGCUGGGUGGUGAAUCACGCGGAGGUGCCGUCGGACUUCCAGAUCCAGCCGCCGUACGCGGCCGCGGAGCUGGGGGCGCCCGGGGGGGCGCACGACGCCCGGCUGGAGGGGCUCCAGGCGGGGAUGGGGAAGAGGAGAGCGUCCGGGCCGAAGAAGGAGCGCCGGAGGACGGAGAGCAUCAACACGGCGUUCGCCGAGCUGAGGGAGUGCAUCCCGAACGUCCCGGCGGACACCAAACUUUCUAAGAUUAAAACUUUACGCCUGGCCACCAGUUACAUCGCCUACCUGAUGGACGUCUUGGCCAAAGACUCCGGGGAGACGGAGGGCUUUAAGGCCGAGAUUAAGAAAUUUGAAAACCGGGAUCUGAAAAGGAAACGAGAAGUGACCGACAGCCUGCCCGACUCCUUAGGACACGAGAAGAAGGCGAAGGGCCGCACCGGGUGGCCGCAGCAGGUCUGGGCUCUGGAGCUCAACCAGUGAGGGCUUCUGCGUCCUCGCGCCUCCUCAUCCCCGAACCUCAUCAAAGACUCUGGAUUGAGACCAGAUUAAAACCACUGACUGGCUGACGCUCAAUGCACCGUUGCGCACGUGCAAUGACAACUGAAGGACAGCCCGUAAACGGCGGAGGAAACUCCGAGGCGCUGUUUUCUCCUGGCGAAUCUGGCUGUAGGUGUUUGAUAUUUGUGGUAUUUCUGCUUUCGAUGUUCCCACCCUCCAGUACUGUAGACCAGAUGUGGCCACGGUGUCAAAAACCUCUGUCUUCCCUAAAAUGCGUCUCUCUGGCGCUGAAACGGCAAAAUCAGUUGUGGCAAGUAACAAAUAUAGUAAAUCCUGAAUAAAACGUGAGAUCAAAGGCAUCGUUUAAAUUAUCAUUAUUAUUUUGACUUUAGGUGAGCUACCGGCUGUAAAAUUGUUUGAUAAAUGAAUAUAUUAAAAUAUCGUCAAACUGCGUUCACCACUCAGCGCGUUUUAGCAUAUUUCCGUAUUUAUUUCCUGUGUGUGUGUGUUUGUGUGUGUAGUCGAAGCCUUUCUCUGACUUGUUUUAUCGUUUUAUUUUUCUUCUUUUAUUUCGCUAUAGAAACUUUCCUAAACCCGACGCUAAGGAAAUCAUUAUUGAAUAGAUCCAAACGUAUUUUUUAUUUUAUGUAUGAAUUUACUUUGAACGUCUUCCAUUUAUACAUUUUACAAAAGAUAUAGCGAACAUUGACAAGUAAAAUUACUUAAAAUACAAACACACACGCUGAUACUGAAUUUAAAAGCGCUAGUACUUAAAAUAAUGACAAACCAAAUAACGGCCUACUUUGCGUCUCACGCAGGGCCACAGGCUACACAAUUACACAAUUAAAUGGAUAGUUGCAGGGGUCAAACAUGAUUGUGGUCUUGUUGGGAAAAGAGUCCAGAGGACGCAAGUUUUGAGAAGAAAAGCUUUUUGACACCGAAUUUGUUGCAGUCAGAAUAUUUAAAAUCCAGUUUGUCGGUCCGAUCAUCUGAUUGUCAGGUCUUCAGGCUGUUAGAGAUGUUUGUGUAAAGUCUGUUUAAAUAUACUGACCUGAAUCUACCUCAAAAUUAAUGUCACUGUCCGUUUAGAAAAGAGGGAAACGUUCAGAAUGCGACAGUGAACAAACAAAAACAACUACGAGGGUUCAUAUUACCGUGCGGAAUGUUGAUGCAAAUGUACAUUAGAUGUGAAGUUAUAUAGUUCCGUAAAUAAAUGAAUUAUUUUAAGCCAACGUUGGUGUUGAUACGUGUCCAAAUAAUGGGAAUAAUAUAAUGAUCAGAUCAGGUUCUUCUUUUUGGUUUGAUUUGGCUGCGACUUAUUUAGAGGGAGACGAACCAGGAGCCUUAACGUAAAUUCACGGCAAUAUGUCGAAUUCAGGCCAAAAGCUUAAACGCCACCAGACGCUUGAAGAGUUUGACUAAAACAUGGAAAAACAAAUGAUUUAUACGUGAAAGUAAAUAAAAAUCUGUUUUCUUUCGUUUUUUUAAAUUUAAAAUCUUAAUAGGAGCGUAAGUAGAUGACGCCAAACAUUUGACUUUGUG